Molecule: messenger RNA, 687 nt
Organism: Entamoeba histolytica HM-1:IMSS
Lineage: Eukaryota; Evosea; Mastigamoebida; Endamoebidae
Exons: 1
Coding region: 1-687 (228 amino acids)
Source: RefSeq, a predicted model, not a curated record
AUGGAAUUAUUUGAAUUUUUUCAAUUAAUCAAUGAUUUAUUAAUAAUGAAACCUAAUAUUACUUUUCAAGGUUGUAAAGUGGUUUCAAUGGACUUUUUUAUUGACAUUCAACAUCGACUAAGAAUUGCAAAACAAAUGUGUAUUGAUGGAAAACCUCUAAGUUCAAUUCAACAAGUAAUUCAUACUUCAAUACCUCUCAUUCAAUCUUCACAAAUAAAAUCAAUAGGUAAAGUAUAUUCUCCAACAUUAAUUAACUCACAAGUUAUAUUAGACUUUGAUGUUAUUAUUAUUGAUCAAUUAUAUCAAUCUACAUUACAAAAAUUAAAUAAUCAAUUUAACUUUACUUCUCUUCCUGAAGUCUUUAUUAAAAAAAAUAAUAACACAUUAACAAUAAUUAAAGAAUAUCCUAUUGUCACAGUUUUUAUUAAAGGACUUUCAAGUAGUGUUGAAACAAUUCAAGUUACUACUUUUCCAAAUGAAUUAAUGAAAGAUUUUAAAAAAAAAGUAUUAGACUUAAUAAAAAUAAAAAUUGAUGAAUAUCAAUUAACUUGGUCUUCAAAAGAUAAUAAAGUAUUUAUUAAUGAGAAUUCUUUUGUUCCAAAUGAAUUAUAUCUUUCAUUAAUACCAAAAUUUACUUCAUUUUCAACACCUUUUACUUCAACAUCAUUUUCAUUAUCUUUCUUUUAA